CCCGAAACAAUCCGCGCAGGGCUCUUACGGUUUUGUUUUAGAAUUAGACAAAAUUACCCAAAAUUUUGGAUUUUCACCGACUGGAACCGACUUCCGGCCCUAAAUAAACCCAUCCAAAAGCUCGGGAUCUUUUCGAACUGCACGUUAUUGCGGCGACCUUCUGGACCCUGCCCUCAUGCGCUCUGGUCGCUUGGAUCGUAAAAAUCGAGUUUCCUCAACCUAAAGGAGCAAAAGCCAGGAUUUUGCAGGUAUAAUGUUGAAACAAGUGAUCGACAAGCUUUUGACAGGCAAAGCGAUUUCUGGAGCCAAUGGAGAAAAGCUUAGACCUUUCUUGUGUUUAGGCAGUCGCGGUGUCCACAAUGGCCGGGUCGUUCAUGCACCAAGAAGCUUCUUCGGUGUAGAAGAUUACAUGGACGACGAUACGAGCCGGCCAUACACUUACCAGAAAGCGAAAAAAUCAAAGAAUCCGGACAAACACUUGUCUUUCAAGCAAAGAACAGUCGCGUACAUGGAGCCAUUCACUCUCGACGUCUUCAUCUCCAAACGCUUUGUCUCGGCAUCCCUUACACAUCGUGUCACUUGUAAGCAAGUCGCUGUUGCGGGAACCAACUCCAAAGACGUCAAAGCCGUGUUGAGGUCACGCUGUGAUAUUCCGGCUUGUAUGGCCAUUGGCAGGAUGUUGGCCGACCGUGCGAAAGAGGCCGAUGUUUAUACAGCCUCUUAUACGCCGCGUGACAAGGAUAAGUUCGAAGGAAAAAUCAGAGCUGUUGUUCAGUCCCUCAUCGAUAACGGUAUCGAUGUCAAAAUCUACCUCGAUUGAAAAUGUUGGGGGCACUUUUGCAAAUGUUGGAAACUUUUGGGGGCAAGACAGCAUGUUGUUAAAUCCUUUUCUCCUCUAGCUUUCUAAGCAAUCUGCUUUUGAUGAUUUCUUAUGUAUACCAAAUUAAACAAGUCAUGACUUAUUUGAUUAUUAUUACCAUGA
Molecule: messenger RNA, 982 nt
Organism: Tarenaya hassleriana
Lineage: Eukaryota; Viridiplantae; Streptophyta; Magnoliopsida; Brassicales; Cleomaceae
Product: 50S ribosomal protein L18
Exons: 3
Coding region: 254-820 (188 amino acids)
Biological process (GO): translation
Cellular component (GO): ribosome
Molecular function (GO): structural constituent of ribosome; 5S rRNA binding
Source: RefSeq, a predicted model, not a curated record